Molecule: messenger RNA, 6103 nt
Organism: Monodelphis domestica (gray short-tailed opossum)
Lineage: Eukaryota; Metazoa; Chordata; Mammalia; Didelphimorphia; Didelphidae
Source: RefSeq, a predicted model, not a curated record
GCCAGUGCUUCACCCCUGUAAUCACGUCUUCCUGCCAGAGACUCCGCAGCUCCCUUGGGCUUCCUUUUCCUUCUGGUUAAGCCCAAAGCUUGAGAGCCGGGCAGAAGGACGUUGGGAGAGACUGAGGGUGGAGCAGGUUUCCAUAGACCCGAAUCGGAGUCCCAGAGAUUCGGUCUUCGAAAGGUGCGGAAGAGCAACUUCACAAGGAGAAAACUUAAGAGCACCCGCGAGUUUCCCCUAUUAGCAGGUAGGAGCGGUGGGCACUUGGCUGGCGAGGGGAUGGUGCACUAGGACUGGAGGGGCGAGGGCAGAGUGGCCAGAGAGGACAGGGAGGAAGAGAGCUAGGAACGAUUUAGAUUAUCCUUCUCAGGAGGCUGCCUAGAAGAGGCAGGGAUGCUCCAGGAGAGGCUGAAAGCUGGCUGGGAUUCUAAGCUGCCCUUCUGGACCCGGAUCCAGCCUGCAGAGGAUUGAGCAUCCCAGGUCUCACGUAGACGCCCGGGGGACGCAGAGACUGGGGGCGAGCGGGAACCGGGUGAGAAAAGCUAAUACUGCGGGAUGUGGAGGCAUUCCACCUUUCCUUCUGUUUGCCCACAGGUUAGGGCUUUGGAGAGCAGCUGCACUCCUAGGGGCAGUGGAGACAAAGGUAUUCUGGACUCCCCGAGCCGUCGCUUGGGAGACCUCUUUGGCUGUGUGGCCCCGGGUAGAAGGAGGGGCACGGGAAGGGACGGGAGGGGCAGGGCAGCUGGGCCCGCGCGCGGCUCCCCCUCCCGUGAGUCUCUCCUAUAAAGAGCGCUUCCCAGCUUGUCGCCAGGCAGAGGCGAGGAGCGGAGCGCAGCUCCCAAGACGCGCAGCGAGUUGCGGCUCGGCACCACUACUGGGUCGCUCUCCUGGGUUCCGAGAGCUAUGGCCAGAGCCCGGGACCACGGGUUGUGAAACGUUAGGCAGGCUGCAAAGCCAGCGAGACCCCAGCCCGCCAUGGAGAGCUCAAGCGAAGCAACAGAGCCAGGGUUCCCGAACUGCAGCGCCAACUGGAGCCUGGAGCUCUCCAGCCCCGGAGACAGGAACCGCAGUUCCAUCCCCUUUCAACGCAACGAGGCCAUGGCCAAGGUGGAGGUGACGGUGCUGAGUGUGAUCCUCUUCUUGGCACUGACCGGCAACCUGUGCGUCCUGCUGGCUCUGCGUACCACCCGCCACAAGCACUCCCGCAUGUUCUUUUUCAUGAAGCACCUCAGCAUCGCCGACCUGGUGGUGGCAGUGUUCCAGGUGCUGCCCCAGCUCCUUUGGGACAUCACUUUUCACUUUUAUGGACCCGACUUCCUCUGCCGACUUGUCAAGUAUCUUCAGGUGGUGGGCAUGUUCGCCUCUACCUAUCUGCUCCUGCUAAUGUCUCUAGAUCGCUGCCUGGCCAUCUGCCAGCCGCUGCGCUCCCUGCGCAGGCAAUCAGACCACCUCUCAGUCCUCUGUACCUGGCUGGUGUGCCUGGUGGUCAGCGUGCCUCAGAUCCAGAUCUUCUCCCUGAGGGAGGUGAGUGAAGGAGUGUACGACUGCUGGGCAGUGUUCAUCCAGCCCUGGGGACCCAAGGCAUACAUCACCUGGAUCACACUGACCGUCUACAUCAUCCCAGUGCUGGUGCUCAGUGCCUGCUAUGGGCUUAUCAGCUUUAAAAUCUGGCAGAAUUUGAAGCUCAAGACAGCUCAUGAGCCCCGAGCUGCUGGGCUCUUGGCCUCAUCUGUUACCUGUGGGGCAGAUGCUGACAAUGGGGGACCCCUGUCUCGGGUCAGUAGUGUCAAGCUCAUCUCCAAGGCCAAAAUCCGCACCAUCAAGAUGACCUUCAUUAUUGUCUUAGCCUUCAUCGUGUGCUGGACUCCUUUCUUCUUCGUUCAGAUGUGGUCGGUUUGGGACCCCGAUGCCCCUAAAGAAACCUCUCUGUUCAUCAUUGCCAUGCUCCUGGCAAGCCUUAACAGCUGUUGCAACCCCUGGAUCUACAUGCUGUUCACAGGCCACCUCUUUCAUGACCUGGUGCACCGUUUCUUUUGCUGUUCGGCAAGUUAUCUGAAGACCAAUCCAGGAGGCGAGACCAGUGCCAGCAAAAAAAGCAACUCCUCCACCUUCGUCCUGAGUCGUAAGAGCUCUAGCCUGAAGAGCUUCACCCAGCCAGCUGGGGAGUGAGGCAGGGCCCAGGCCUAUGGUUCUGAGGUCACUGGGUUUAACUUUGUGUUGGUGGUCAAUUUCUGACCCACCAUGGAUGUCUAAUAUGUGUAUAAUGUAUAAGUGAGCCUUUCUUUUGUACAUAGACAUAACUCUGGCCCUUACAUUGUGCGCACAUGGCACCAGAAUAGACCUAAUAAUCCAAGUGGUCAUCCCUGUGGGCAUUCUGCGCCAUUUUUCUAUAUACUGACCACUCAGUCCUCUAGGCCUUCUGGCAAAAUCUCCUGCCCACCCCCCAAUGUAUCUGUGGCUACUCUAUUCCUUACUCCUGAUCAGAGGAUAGCUUCUAUGGCUCUGCAUUUAUUCUACUCUGUCGAUAUGGAAGACAGCCUGGGAUAGUGGAAAGAGAAUUGUCUUCAGCUAUCUGUGUACCCUUGGGCAAAUCACUUCAUUUCUCAGCAGCCAGGGCAACUCCCUGAAACUUCGGGGGAAAUGAUGACCAUCUUUUUAGAAUUAAAUUGAUUAAAUAAAUGCAAGCGAACUACAGGGAAGCUAGAGCUGCAAAUGAAUUGCUGAAAGAUAGUAACAUUCCAGGUUUUAUUUGUGGGUGAUAAUUCCCUUCUAGUAGAAGCAAUGUGCAGUGGAUAAAGAGCCAGUUUCCAAGGUUAGAAAACCUGGACUCAAAUCCUCUUGGUCACCUACUGCUUGUGUGACCUUGAGGAAGUCACUUAAAUUCUUAGUGUCCUAAACAAUUCUCUAAGACGCUACAUUUGCUGAGACGGUGCUGACGUGCACUGGAAGAGGCAAUUUCCUAAAGUGGCACUUUCUUAGACCUGUGGAAUCACAGGUUUGAUCCCUCUCCCUUUCCCAAAUUCUUUAUUUCACACCUGCUUCUUGGUCUUCCUGUGGAAAUCCUCUCUCUGAAAUAGUGACCCCAUUGGGCCAUUCUUAAUAUAGGUGCCAAUGUCAGUCAAUAAAUGUUUAUUAAGUGCCUAUAUGUGUCAGGCACUAUGCUAAGCUCUGGGGAUACAAAAGAGUCCUUGCUCUCAAGUUGCUGUCAACACAUAGAUGGAAGGCUGAAAAGUCUUGCUUUCUUCACCAAAAAAAAAUAUUAGCCAUUUUAAAAAAUAUAUAGAAAUGUAGCAUUGAUGAUUUCACCAUAGUUUUGCACAAACAAGGAUGAGAAAUAGACAUUUUCAGAACUUUUGUCUUCUGUCUUCCUUGAGUUCAGGACAUAGGGAUGGCUAGAAAUACAGGAAGACCGUGACUCCUGAGAAAGCUUAUUUCUCUGCUUCUCAAUUUCCUCAUCUGGAAAAUGAGUUGGGGAGGGAGGGUACGAGCUACAUGUUUUUAAGGUCCCUAAAUCAAUGAGCUGAUAAUCUUACCCAAAGCUGGCAUGCUAUCAGGGACAAGGUGAGGAUUUAGCCAUAAGAUGUCUUUAUUCCCUUCCUGAGCCUAACUCAGAUGUUAAAUGCUGGGAAAGAAUUCAGAGCUGGUGUUUUGAAUCUGGGUCACAUGGAAUCUUGGGGUACAUUUUCCUCCUGUUGAAACCUUUCAAAACUUUCUGGAACAUAUUUUGAGCCGUUCCACAGGCCCAGCUUCAAGCUAUGCCUCUCCUUAUUCCUUCCCCAACGUCUCUCCUGCCCAAUUUAUACAGAUACAUCUACUCACUGAAUAAAAGAAUAUGUAUGUUAUCCUGUGGUGUGAUCAGGGGUACCAAUGUAUAAAGAACCAGAAUGCACCCAAAACGCAUCACCCUAAAGCAGUGAUGAACACAACUUGGUCUUCUCUGAUGAUUCUGAUCUGAGUGGCUCCAUGCCUUAGGCUCAUCGCUCUGAAUGUUGGCCAUGAUCAUGCUACAGAAGUAUGGAAGUUUUAAUUAGUUGAUCUAGGGUUAUCAAGAUGCCAGUUUACAUUAGUCACAUUAUCCUUUUUCUUUUUUGGUUAGGAACUACCAAAGAAGUAGGAGGAGAUGUAGGCAGUCACCAGUGAUGGGAUAUAGCAUACCCUACAUUCCCAAGGCAUUUUCCUGGCGGCUUGUUGGAAAGCCGCGUCUAUGCCUUCCUGGUCCUACCCAUGAUCGCUGCCUCCCAGCCCCAACCCCCCCAUCCCAGUGCUUAGAGUUCCAAAUUUAAGUAUUGCUACCACCCAGGAGCCCCUAAGGGUUGGGGGGCUCCCAGAAGGGGACUCGAGGAUUUUCCUAAAUGUGACGAUUUAGAUCUUGACCUCACAAAACUUGGCUUGGCAGCUGUGGUUUUUUAAAAAAGCCCUUACCUUCUGCCACAUAAUCAAUACUAUGUAUACUACUGGUUCCAUUGGCUAGGCAAUGGGGGUUAAGUGACUUGCUAGUCACACAGUUAGGAAGUAUCUUGAGGUCAUAUUUGAACCCAGGACCUCCCAUCUUUAGGUCUGGCUCUCAAUCCACUGAGCCAUCUAGAAGCUCCCAGCUGUGCAGUUUUGAAAAAUGACACAGUUAACCCUUAAAUUGAAAGAAUGAGAUUUUUUUUUCAGCUCCCACAUUUUGGAUGCUCAACCUCUUGGGUCACCUUGGAUUUUAUUUCAUGCCACCUGUCUUUGUUCUUGGAACUUUCCAUUUAGCUCUUGAUGUAUGUUUUGAUUCUGUUUGGGCAUUUGCAAUAGCUCAGAGAGACUGAAAUGGUACUUUGACCCCCCAAGUCAGUGUUUCUCUAUUCUGUUCCUUCAAUUUUAGGUACCUAGGGACUAUAGGCAAUAUUCCCUAGACAUCUGCAUAGUCUCCCCAUUGGUGAAAAUAAUGAUUAUCCUAUCUUCCAUUCCUGUUUGAGGGGUAGGAUUGAUUAAAUUAAUUCUAGCUUCCAACUUCCAGAAAAGACACACAAGGUUCCAGGCUUUCUUCUGGGAGAGAUCCCUGGAGGGAAGGAAUGCGCAUUUCCUUCUUUGAAUUUUAUCUUAUUAUCAACACUGAAAUGUUAGAUAUAUUUAGGUUUUAAAAUCAUGGGGCUCAACUUUAAUUUUCUGAAUAGACUGAAAAAUUCCACAAAACUAAAUGGAAAAUGUGUCAAGAACUGUGUUAGGAUAUAGAUAGUAAAGUGAGAUAGUCUUUGCACUAAAGAAUCUCUUUUGAAAAUGGACCACAAUAUAUGUAGUAUAGUUGUAGGGCAGAUGGGAGCCUGUGGGUUCUUAGGGUGCAGCAUCAGAGUAGAUGAUAAAGGUUAAGUCCUUAAGGUGUCAUGUCAGGUUAUAUGGCAAAGGCCAAGGGUCUAGAAUGCAUUGUGGCAGGGCAGAUGGUAUGGUAAAUCUUGGUGGACCCCAUAGAACAAUAGAAGGUCCAGUAGCAGAGCCCAGUAAGCUGCCAUCUUGUCAGAAGGUUUAUAGUUAGUGAUUUCCUGCUCAUCUGAGGAAUGUGAGGAACCAAGUUCCUGAUCAAUGGCAGUUCAGAGUGGGACAGUAGGUCUGAAUGUUGGAAUGAAAUGGGGUUUACUUCCACUGGGGAGAAGAAUGUGAGGAAUUAGCCCCCAGCAUCGAUGAAAUGGGAUAAUGGAGCCUAGGUUAGGGAGGUAGGAAGGACUAUCCGCCAGCCUAUUUCUGAUGAACCCUUGGGUAGCCCAUUGGAUUGGGGGGUAGGAUAAAGAAGGCUGGGUUGGGGAAGGUUCUUGUCUUCUUUCAGCAUUUGCUUCUGCUAGAUGUUAGAGAGUAAAGUACUUAGGGUUAGGGGUAAAACCAUGUUAGAAACUUCAGGAAAUUACAUGUACAUGGAGACAUUUGGCAGCUCAGAUUUUGGAAAAUGCUUAGAAAUUUGUAUUCUCUUGUGAUGAAACCUUACUUAAUGUUAAGUGUGAGGUCCUUUGUCCUACCAAAUGCAUACCAUGAUAUUCCUGUGUAUUGCCAAAGGCUAUUUGUCUGAUGAUAUUUAUUCAUCUUCUUUUGUAAUUUGCUUUACAGAUGAGAUGCUCAAUAAAUGUUUUCCUCAUGUGUA